GUAGAGCUAGAAAGGACUUCCAGCAAAGUGGCCUACAACUUCCACUGCACAUUCUCCCAGAAUGGCAAGAGAGCUGUCCAGAUGCAGGAUCCGCAGACUGCACUUGUCUGGGACCUGGUUGGGCGCAGGGUUCUGAACACUGUGCAAUUCAACCUCAGGUUGGGCCUCACUGGCGAGUUUCCUUUCCCCCUGAACAUUCAUCCUGAGGGCGUGUCAGCCGUGGUUGGGACAUUGAGGGAUGGGCCAGGGAUGCAGGUGCUAACAUGGGACACCACUGAAGACAUCCUGCGGGAGAACGUGGAGGGAAUUCCUAACCACAUAACAAUAUCUGACAGCGGGCGUUGGGCACUGACGGAUGACUCGUCAGGGUUGCCGCAUCCAGAAGCUUCUGAUUGGAGGAGCUUCAGCUCUGUUGGGACAAUGCCAAGGAGGGCAGCAACUGUGGGAGCGCUGUGGGUCAGGGAUGUCACUGGCAAGUCCGAGCCAAAGAAAUUGGCAGUUCCUGACCUGGACCCGUCCAUGUUCAUGGCCAUGUCUGAGCAUGGGGACAAGGUGGCUUGCUUGACAAAGGACAAGAGGCUGAUCGUGUGGACGCCAUAUGCGGCUGAUGGGUGCAUCCCAGACUACAACAUGGUGCAGGCCGGAAGAAGAGGAGGGCAAGGCGCAGUUGGGGAUGGUGUUGAAGAACUGUUAGCCAAGCACGGGGUGAGCCUUCUGAACUACCCAGACGAGAGUGGAAUGAAUAUACUGUUUCAGGCGAUCUACAACAACGACAUUGGCCUUGUCAGGAGGCUGCUUAAUUGGGUUUGCCAGAAGAAAAUGAAAAUAUCAAUGCGGACGGAUACGACGGCUGACAGUGCGGACUGGAAGAGGCGUCGGUCACCUGAGACAGCGCGUGUGCUUGUCGAGUACUUAUUGGGGGGCGUCACCACGGAGGCUGCCCAAGCGCAAAUUUUCAAAGAGUCACUGCUCAAUGUUCUUCGUGUGUACCCAUCGCUGUUUUAUGACGUUAUGUCAGACAAAAGGGUGUUUCUCAAGAUUGGCGAGCACAUGGCACCCGAGAGGGCUUUUGAACACCGUGAACUGCUGGCAACAUCCUGCGAGAUGAUGCUGCCCUCGGAAAAGUCCCUGAAGGAGAUGUGGGACACAAAAGUCAGGGAGAAGUAUGACAGCUACCAGCUGGCUAUGUCAGUAAACAUAGAGACGGUGGCAAAGGUCAUUCCGUAUCCUGACAUCGCCCGGAUUGGCAAGAAGGGACUUUUGAGGGCGCUGGUGGCCAACCGCACAACCCACCAAAUGUAUGCUGCAACGCCCAUUGCCAGCUUGGUCGACUACAAGUGGCAUAGCUAUGGUCGGGAGCUGCUGCUGGAGGAGCUUACGCAUUAUGCCCUGCUGCUAGCUUCCUUUACUGCCUACUGCAUUUUCUUGGGGCAUCUGGGAGAGUUUGAAGAAAGAAGUGCUUCUUUCAACGAUGCUGUGGCGAUCUUUGCUGCCAUUUCACUGGUGGUGUCCAUAAUUCUGGCCUUUUUCAAUCUUGUGCGCAAGAUUUUCCAGGUAAUCACCUUGGUCAAGGAGGAGGGUUUGAGGGGCUUUGUUAUGUGGUCCAACUUUCAUUGGCACUCGAUCGAGAUCGCCUCAUACCUCAUCGUGGUUUUCUUGAUCCCUUUUGCCUUUGUGAAAGGAGAAGCAAGGCAAGACGUGGAUCUGUCCAGUCUCUCCGCCAUUGUUGUGAUCAUGCUUUGGUGGAAGGCGCUGUACUACUGUGGACCUUUCAGAAGCACAGGAUCUCUUGUGGUGAUGAUCCGAGAAAUUCUCAAGGACAUCAUGAUAUUCAUGUUGCUGGCCUUUUCCGUUCUUUUUGGAUUUGGAAUCGCAUUUUACGUCCUGUACCGCCAUGCUCGAAGUGCCCACACGGGGCGCAGAGCCGCAUGCUCUCUAUUCAACGAGACUGAGGUGCAAGGCAUGAAAACAGUAGACCCCGAAAUGACGAUGUUCCUGGCCCCGGAAGUGAGGGAGUCACUCAUGCGUUGUGCGGAAGCUGUGAGACCCAAGGACAGGGUGCCAGAAGUGAGACAACAGAACGAGUUGGAUGAUGAAGAGGAACGAGAUGUGCUCAACGCGUUUGGAACACUUUCUAGGACGUUGCUCACAAUGUUCGGGUUUCUUCUCGGGGACUUCGACCUGGAGACGUUGUGGGAAGCUGAGAGUGCUUCAGUGGCGGUCACCCUCUUCGUUUUGUACGCACUGGCCAUGAUGAUCGUUCUCCUGAAUCUGUUGAUCGCCAUCAUGGGAGACAGCUUCGACAAAGUAAAAAAUACCCAAGAAAGCACGUUUGUGAAGGCACGGGCCCUUGUGAUUCACGAUGUCGAGACCAUGAUGUCCGAGAGAAAGAAGAGAGAGAAGGAGUGA
Messenger RNA from Ostreobium quekettii, 2409 nucleotides. The record is from the annotation of a GenBank genome assembly. Lineage: Eukaryota; Viridiplantae; Chlorophyta; Ulvophyceae; Bryopsidales; Ostreobiaceae.